Molecule: messenger RNA, 2276 nt
Organism: Symbiodinium necroappetens
Lineage: Eukaryota; Dinophyceae; Suessiales; Symbiodiniaceae
Source: the annotation of a GenBank genome assembly
GAGCGAGGCGUGAGCCUUCGGCAGGCUUUGAAGGCUCCUCUGUGGAAAUGGGGCCUCAUUGCAUUGCUGUGGUCCGUCUAUGCCUUCUGCUUCUACGGGUGGAUCCAGGGGUCUUACUCGGGGCUCCUGCUCCUCCCAUGGGUUGGCGCUUUAGCCACCUUCCACACCUUCCAUGAUGCAUCCCACGGGGCCCUCUCCACGAAAGCCUGGGUGAAUGAGCUCCUCACUUUUUCAGGCUUCCCGAUCGGCGCACCCCACGAGUGGUACUGGCAACACGUUGCGUGCCACCACGUCUGGACCAACAUCGCAGAUGCGGAUCCCGACGCCAAGCAUGUGCGCCGUUGGGUCAGGCCGGGCAAGUUCCCUCCCCCACUCGCUGUGGUGCCGGUCGUUUGGGCCAUCGCUGUGCCCAUCGGACUGCAAGUCCUCUACUCCUACCGCUACCUCAGUGCUGCCUUCGGACUGUCUCUGAAACAGGAUGUUCCACGGGAUAUCACGGCCACGUCGCUGCUGGCUUUGCUGCUCCAGCGCUUGGUCUUCUACGUUUGGCCAGUCUGGCGCUUCGGAUUCUGGGGAGUCCUCUGGGCCGCUUACCCGGCUGCGGUGUUCUCCUUGCUCUUCAUGCUGAACACACAGCUGGCCCACUUGAACCACACCACAGAGGGUGAGGCAGAUGAGGCCGCUUCAGAGUGCUGGUACAAGCACCAGCUUACGCACAGCGUGGACUUCGCGGUGAAUUCUCCUAUCCACUGGUUUAUGUCAGGUGGCCUUAACCUGCAGUCUGUGCACCACUGCUUCCCGACGGUGGACCACAGCCAUCUACCCCAGCUUCGAGCUGUCAUGCAGAAGGUUUGCCAGAAGCAUGGUGUUCAGAUGCAUACAUUCGACAGCUACACCAUGGGGGUGGUGUCUCAUCUUCAGCACCUGUCCACAGGCGCUGCCGAGCACCCAGUGGCCUCUCCAGUGCCCACCUCGCAGGCUGCACUCCAAACGGAGAACACGGCCGUCACCGUUCAAGGCCAGGCAGGCACUGCCAAGCCGUCGCCGGGUCCGCCGAAUGGAGCCCAUGCCACGCCGAACGGCCACGACGAGGAGGGCCCCACGCCCGCAGCCGGUGGAACCUUACACUCGGUUGCUGGAGUGGCCGCUGAGGGAAAGCCGCGGGUUUGCGUGGUCGGAUCAGGCAUCGCAGGGAACGCUGCGGCAUACAUGCUGCGACACGAGUACGACGUGGUGCUGUGCGAGAAGGACGAUCGGCCCGGAGGACAUGCCCACACUAUCGCUGCGGGGUCCGAAAAGCAGAGGGUCGACAUCGGGUUCCAGGUCUUCAACUUCAGCAACUACCCCUUGCUGUCGAAACUCUUCGACGAGCUAGGAGUCGAAACCAUCCAGUCCGACAUGUCCUUGUCCGUGUCUGCUCGUGGGGUUACCGAUGUCCAAGACUUCGAGUGGUCCUCCAAGUCCCUGUUCCCGACAUGGUCGGAUGUCUUCAGCGUGCGUGGCUGGAAGCGACUGUUCGAGAUCCUUCGCUUUGAGCGGGCAGCUCAUGCAGCCCUCCAUGUGCAUCCUGAGACUCUGGGCGAUCAGACGAUGAAGUCCUGGUUGCUAGGCCAGGGUUUCAGCCAGCAGCUUAUCGAUGAGUACAUCGCUCCAAUGGGCGCAGCUCUCUGGAGCUGCUCCAUGGAUGAGUGCACAGCUUUUCCUGCCUGCAUCGUCUUAGGCUUCCUGGACAACCACUUCAUGCUUCAGAGAGCCCGGCCGAAGUGGCGGACUCCGAAGUAUCGAGCUGAGGACUACGUCCGGAAGCUCCAUUCAGCUUUGUCUGCAGCGGGCGGGCGAAUCUGCUCUAGCACAGACGUCUCCAAGUUGGAGCUCUCGGAGGGCCAAGGCAUCCGUGUUGUAGCCUCCAACGGCCACUACGUGUCUGCCUCAAGCCCAGUCUUCGACAAGGUGGUUCUUGCGGUGCAUGCGGACCAGGCGAGCCAGAUCUUGUCGAGGUCGAACCUUUCAAACGGGGACAGAAAGCUCUGUUCCGAGACCAUCGACAACUUCAAGUACUCAUCCAAUGCCGUGUACAUCCAUACGGACCCCAAGUACAUGCCCAAGAAGAAGUCGUGCUGGAGUGCAUGGAACGGCUUGAAUCUUCCUGGAGCCCCGGCCGUUGUCACCUACUGGAUCAACAAGCUGCAACCAGGUGCCUGCACGGAGGGCAAAGACGUCUUUGUGACACUGAACCCGCCUGAUGGAUCCAUCGAUGAGAGCCAAGUGCUUGCAAA